AUGCCGAAGACCACGAUCGACGCAGCGGGCAGCCCACUUAUUCGCCUCAAAGGCGCCGUACAACAGUAUCCAUGGGGGCGGACGGGUAGCGCGUCACUCGCCGCGAGACUGGCCCCGAACGCAGUUGGGCCUGAAUUUAAGCUCGACGAGAAAGAGUCAUACGCGGAGGUCUGGAUGGGAACACAUAAGAACGGGCCAGCACACCUCUAUAAAACCCCAUCAACCUCCCUGCAGUCCAUCAUUUUGACCGACCCAGCCCGCCUCCUGGGUGCACCAGUGCACGACAAAUGGCCUGACACUCCGCAAGUCCCGUUCCUAUUCAAGAUCCUCAGCAUUGAGAAGGCCCUCCCGCUGCAAGCCCACCCUGACAAGAGCCUUGGCGAACGCCUGAAAAAAGAGAAGCCCGAUCUGGCACCAGAUGCAAACCACAAGCCUGAAAUUGCAGUCGCGAUCGGGAAACCGCUCCCGGGCGAGGACGCUGACAUCUCAUUCACGGGCUUCGUGGGCUUCAAGCCUCUUGAGGAGAUCGCCGCGAACCUCAAGGACGUCCGCGAACUGCGCGAUGCCAUCAGCGACCGCGCGGCGGUGGACACCUUCGUACAUUCGCCAUCACGAGAGGGCCUCAAAAAGGUGUACGCGGCGCUGCUAACGCACGGGGCUGAGGGAAAGGCGAAGGCACAUGUUGAAGCGCUCGCACAGCGUGUCAAGGAGGGGGCAAAAGCAGUUGAGGGGUUAAACGAAACGCAAGCGCGCCUUGUCCGCAAGGUCACGGAACAGUAUCCAGGAGACGUCGGGGUCUUUGCAACAACAUUUUUCAUGAAUUUCGUGACGCUGAAACGCGGAGAGGCGAUAUACAUCGGCGCGGACGAGGUGCACGCGUACCUUGAGGGAGACAUCAUCGAGUGUAUGGCUGUUUCAGACAAUGUCCUGAAUUCUGCGUUCGCUCCACCUGAAGAGAUCAAGCAGCAGGUACCCAUCUUCCUCGAAAUGCUCACCUACACCGCGCGUCCUGCCUCCCACUGGGCCCUGCCAGUGAAGCCGUACGCACACUCGCUUCAGCGACGCACGAGCGCGUACGACCCGCCUCUCGAGGAAUUCACCGUGCUAGGCACGUCGUUGCGCCCAGGCCCGGGCGGCGUUGGCGGGGACGGGCGUCGCGAGAGGCUGGGCGCGGUUGGUGGACCCACGAUCGGGAUUGUGACGCGGGGGAAGGUGCGUGUGAGCGCUGGAGGUGAUGCCCUCGACCUUGAAGAGGGUGGUAUUGUGUACGUUGUCCCCGGCAACGAGGUGCAGGUAGAGUUACUGCAGCCUGAUGGAGAUGGCGAAGGGGAGGUAUGGUGGGCGGCAUGCGUAGCAUGA
Messenger RNA from Postia placenta MAD-698-R-SB12, 1359 nucleotides. RefSeq lists its product as hypothetical. Gene Ontology annotation, cellular component: cytosol. Bases 1 to 1359 code for a protein of 452 amino acids. The record is from RefSeq and is a predicted model, not a curated record. Lineage: Eukaryota; Fungi; Basidiomycota; Agaricomycetes; Polyporales; Adustoporiaceae. Gene Ontology annotation, molecular function: zinc ion binding; mannose-6-phosphate isomerase activity. The transcript is spliced from 3 exons. Gene Ontology annotation, biological process: carbohydrate metabolic process; GDP-mannose biosynthetic process.